Molecule: messenger RNA, 1167 nt
Organism: Fusarium vanettenii 77-13-4
Lineage: Eukaryota; Fungi; Ascomycota; Sordariomycetes; Hypocreales; Nectriaceae
Exons: 1
Coding region: 1-1167 (388 amino acids)
Biological process (GO): regulation of transcription by RNA polymerase II
Molecular function (GO): DNA-binding transcription activator activity, RNA polymerase II-specific; zinc ion binding
Source: RefSeq, a predicted model, not a curated record
AUGGAAACUAACCGCGUUCGAAAGCCACGCCAAGGCCAUCGCAAGUCUCGAAAUGGCUGUGCAGUAUGCAAGAAACGCCACAUCAAAUGCGAUGAGCGCCGCCCUGUAUGCGGAAACUGCGAAAUAUCCGAGAGAGAGUGCUACUAUGUUGCCCCAAGGCGGGCAAAGGUCGGCUCUAACCCGUACGAAAUGGAGCUCACCACUUCGGCAUGGCUUCAGACUGCGGCGACGUCGAGGGACUCGGAGUCUCCAGCGUCGCCGGAUCUACACGACAUCGAAUCUGACGAGCUCUUUACCUUUGAACAUUUGAAGCUUCUCUACAAUAUUCAGGAGCACAUGAUGGAUUGGAUGAUGGUGACUGAUUCUUUGAAGCCCCUAGCCAAUGGCUACGUCACAGCUGCUUUAGAAACACCAUACCUCAUGAACCAACUCCUUGCCCUGUCUGCAAUGCAUCUCAGCACCGCCAAUCCCGAGUCGUCAGCCCAUUACACGCAAACAGCCAGCAAUCUACGGCAUCGAGCGCUACGAGGCUUCAACAAGGCGCUCAACGAUACCUCGCAAGGAAACGCGACGUCGCAAUUCUUCUUUGCUUCGCUCCUGGCACUGCACUACUUUGCCGAAACAAUAACGGCUGCUCCCAAUCAAGACUUCUCCACGACCCUCCAGCAUGUGUUGGAAUACUUUCGUCUCCAUCGUGGAGCUCGAGUUCUUAGCGAUAGGGCACGUUCAACGUUCGUGAGCUCAUCAGUCAUGGGAUGGCUUGUGGCCGCAGUGAAGGAAAGCAAAGAAGGAUCACACAGGCCAUCCGAAUCCUGCUCUCUUUUGGAAACAAUGCUCCAGGCGUCAGACCUGAAUGAAGAAUCGCUUCAAGCUUGCCAAGGAGCGAGGGAAGCUCUUGACUUAGUGUAUGGAUGGCUCCAAGGCCCCAACGGUUGGGGGGUGCACGCUCUCCUAGGCUGGUCGAAUCUGAUCCCGCUGCGGUUUCUCAGUCUGUUGGAGAAGCAGACCCCCGAGGCUCUUGUUAUUCUUGCGCAUUAUGCCGUUUUGAUGCAUCGUUUUCGAGCGUUCUGGUGCUUGGGAGAUGUGGGAAAACGGCUGGUAAAUGGGAUCUCUGGUCUUCUCGCCACGUACUGGGUGGACUGGCUUCCCACGAUUGAUGACGAAUGA